UGUCAUUUAAUUUUAGUGAUUUAUGUUGACGAGGUUGUUAUUUUAGCAUCAAAAUAAAGUAUUUUAAAUUGAAUAAACACUUUAAGCUAUUAAUAUCAGUAGAUUGUGACCCAAUACAUUUUUAAACAUGGCUCAAAGGGAACGGCGCUCAAAUGCUGGCAAUCGAAUGGCAAAGUUGCUUAACGAAGAAGAGGAGGACGAUUUUUAUAAAACAACUUACGGAGGUUUUCAAGAAGGAGAAGAAGACAACGAUUAUGUUGAAGAAAAAGAAACAGAAGAUGUUGUGGAUUCAGAUUUUGAUAUUGAUGAGAAUGAUGAGCCAACUUCUGAACAUGAUGAUGAGGAAACGAAGAAAAGGAAAGUUGACACAAAAGCUUACAAGGAUCCAAACAGAAAACGGAAAGGUGCAGAACAGAAAGUGAAAAAAGUUAUAAAAAAACCUAAAGAACACAAAGUAAAGGAAAAAACGAUCACAACUUCAGUGGAAAAGGUUGAUAAAUCUAUUAUUGAUUUAUCUAUAGAAAGGAAAUCCAUAAGACAAAGUACAGCAGUAAAGUCAGCGGAGACUCAACAAAGAAUCAAAAUAAGAUCAGAAUUAAAGAAGAAGAAGCCUAAAAAAGUAGAGGAAAGAGUACUGACACAAGAAGAAUUGUUAGAAGAAGCACUAAUUACAGAAAAAGAAAAUCUUAAGAGUUUAGAGAGAUUUGAACAAAAUGAAUUGGAAAGAAAGAAAGUGAGACCUAUCAAGAAAACUAUCACUGGACCAGUAAUAAGGUAUCAUUCAUUCGCAGUACCGGAACCUUUAAUAUCAGAAAUUACACCUGAAACAAACACAAUAAUAGAAGAUAAUAAAGAUGAGGAUAUGAUUAAAAGUGAAAAAGAAACUAUGGAAGAAGUGCCCAUACUUGAAGAGAAACCAGUUGUAGAAGAGAGUGAGAUAAAAGUAGAAAGAGAUACAAGAACUAAGAUGGAUGUAGUCGGCCCUGACGAGGAAAUUAAAAUUGAAGAUGUUAAAUUGAAAAAUGAAAAACAAAACAAACCAAAAAAUACAAACUGCAAGUUUUAUGAAAGGACACUAAUAUCUUUUGAGAACGAUAUUAGAAAUAAAGCCUUCAAAUCUUGCUUCCCGACUUCAAAACCUAAGAAGCGACGCGAGUUACUGUGUGCUGUUACUAAGAAACCAGCCCGUUACAUAGAUCCUAUCACGAAGUUGCCGUACAGAAGUGUCGACGCUUUCCGUAUAAUACGUGAAGCGUACUACCAACAGCUGGAGGCGCGCGGCGACCGCACAGACCCGCAAGUGCAGCUCUGGUUAAACUGGAGACGAGCCAGCUCCGCCUCCAAUUAUGUUCAGAUACACAUCAAGUGACCAGUGUAUUGUGCUAUGGUGUGAAUACAGUGUGAACAAACUUGUGUGAAGACUUAAAACUUAGUGUCAGACCUAACAAGUUGUAAAUUAUCUGAUAACGAUCCAAUGUGUAAAAUAUGUGAUGAUAAUAUCAGUUACCUUAUCUGAGUGACAUCAUUUUUAAGAUAUCUGAGCCUCUAUCAGCCAGUUGUGGGACAGACCCUUAGUACUACUUAGAUAUAUCAUUUUAGUUUAAAUAAAAGACGCUUAUAGUGACUAGUGCCCGGAUAGUAACGGACUGAACUAUCGCACGACUGUUGUGCGAUUGUCGAUAGUUUCGCAGCAAACUCAACUGUUAGUUGCAUAACUAAAUGUGCGCUCCUCCAUAUAAGCACAGGAAUCAUCGUGCAACUAAACAGUUGUGCGACAGUUUAGUCAAAGGUGUGCGCGUGCUCUUGUGAAUAUUGAAAUUUUAUUAAGUGCAGGUUUGUAAAUUGCAAUAAUAUAGUAUACUGAAAGUAGUGUAGUGAAAUGUUUAACCACAUUGAGGUCCAUAAUAUAAAGAAAUGUAACUACAGUAGAACCUCGAUAACUCAAACCUCGGUAACUUAAAAACCUCUAUAACUUCA
This is a messenger RNA of Papilio polytes (common Mormon), 1977 nucleotides long. It is a transcript of the gene YL-1, whose product is annotated as vacuolar protein sorting-associated protein 72 homolog. Gene Ontology annotation, molecular function: ATP-dependent H2AZ histone chaperone activity. Gene Ontology annotation, cellular component: nucleus. NCBI's taxonomy places the organism in Eukaryota, Metazoa, Arthropoda, Insecta, Lepidoptera, Papilionidae. Gene Ontology annotation, biological process: chromatin remodeling; regulation of DNA-templated transcription. The transcript has 9 exons. The record is from RefSeq and is a predicted model, not a curated record. The coding region runs from base 128 to 1369 and encodes 413 amino acids.